This is a messenger RNA of Arvicanthis niloticus (Nile rat), 2868 nucleotides long. Lineage: Eukaryota; Metazoa; Chordata; Mammalia; Rodentia; Muridae. The record is from RefSeq and is a predicted model, not a curated record.
AUGAAAAUGAAGAUAAUUAUAUAUAUUUGCAUUUGGGCAACAGCAUGGGCCAUUCCGGUUCCCCAGUUAGUACCACUGGAAAGAGACAUUGUUGAAAAAACUGUGGAUGUACCUUUUCUAGCGCAUCCAGGAACCGCAGCACAGAAUGAGUUAGACAUCAACAACACCACUAACGACAGUAACAACUCUCCAAAUGGCAGUGAGAUAGGAAAGCAGGUAUAUACCAAGGACGGUUACAGAACAGACGGGAACGGCUCCGAGUCGAUACACGUAGGAGGGAAGGGUUCUCCAACUCAGCCCAUUUUAGCAAACGAACAGGCGAACAUUGCCGAAGAGCACGAGGAUGUAGGGACAUACGGUCAUGAUGAAAUACAUGCGAGAGGAGAGAACAGCACAGCAAACGGCAUCAGGGGCCCAGUAGGCAUCGUUGGAAACGCUGAGGAAGCAAAGGAGAGUAGUGUACACGGACAGGCUGGUCAGGAUACAAAAACUGAGGAUGCUAGUGAUGUGAGCCAGAAUGCAAAUGCUACCCUUGUCCAGGAAAAUGAGCCUCAAGUAGCCGGCAACGAGAAUAGCACCAACCACGAGGUUGGAAUACAUGGGAGUGGGGUUGCUACACAUCAAACGACACCUCAAAGAGAAGGGGAGGGGAGUGAGAAUCAGGGGGCUGAGGUGACACCAAGCAUCGGGGAAGACGCUGGUUUGGAUAAUACUGAUGGGAGCCCUAGCGGGAACGGGGUGGAAGAGGAUGAAGACACAGGCUCUGGUGAUGGUGUGGGUGGAGAAGCAGGAGCUGGAAGGGAGAGCCAUGAUGGCACUAAGGGCGAGGAGGACCAGUCUCAUGGGGGAAAUAAUGACCACAGAGGUCAGAGUUCAGUUAGUACUGAAGAUGACGACUCAAAAGAACAAGAAGGCUCCCCAAAUGGACGUGAUGGAGACAACAGCAGUGAGGAAAACGGUAUUGAAGAAGGCAACAGAAGCCAAGCAACGCAGGACAACCAGAAGCUCAGUCCCAAAGACAGCAGAGAUGCAGAGAGCAAGAUCACCAGCCAGUCAGAAGCAUGUCCUUCUGGGAAGAGCCAAGAUCAGGGAAUAGAAACUGAAGGCUCCAACACAAGCAACAAAAGUAUUAUUACCAAAGAAUCUGGGAGACUCAGUGGAAGUAAAGACAGCAUUGGACACCAAGGAAUAGAGCUGGAUAAAAGGAACAGCCCAAAGCAAGGACAGUCUGACAAGCCCCAAGGGGCUGUUGAGAAGUCAGACACCCACAGCAACACGGGGCACAACAGGAUAGGCAGCAGCAGCAACAGUGAUGGGCAUGACAGUUAUGAUUUCGAUGACGAGCCCAUGCAAGGAGAUGAUCCCAACAGCAGUGACGAAUCUAAUGGAAGUAACGGAGACGUUAACUCGGAAAGCGCCAGUGAGAGUGGCAGCCGCGGAGACACUUCUUACACCUCUGAUGAAUCAAGUGAUAAUGGCGAUGACAGUGACUCACAUGUGGGAGAGGAUGACAGCAGGGAUGAUUCAUCUGAUACAGAUGACAGCGACAGUAAUGGUGAUGAUGACAGUGAGAGUGAGGACAAGGAUGAAUCAGACAGCAGUGACCAUGACAAUAGCAGUGACACUGAGAGCAAAUCAGACAGCAGCGACAGCAGCGACAGCAGCGACAGCAGUGACAGUAGUGACAGCAGUGACAGCAGCAGCAGUAGUGACAGCAGCGACAGUGACAGCAGCGACAGCGACAGCAGCAGUGACAGUAGUGACAGCAGUGACAGUAGUGACAGUAGUGACAGCAGUGACAGCAGCGACAGUAGCGACAGUAGUGACAGCAGUGACAGCAGUGACAGUAGUGACAGCAAUGACAGCAGCAGCAGUAGUGACAGCAGUGACAGCGACAGCAGUGACAGUAGUGACAGCAGUGACAGUAGUGACAGUAGUGACAGUAGUGACAGCAGUGACAGCAGCAGCAGUAGUGACAGCAGCGACAGUGACAGCAGCGACAGCGACAGCAGCAGUGACAGUAGUGACAGCAGUGACAGUAGCGACAGUAGUGACAGCAGUGACAGCAGUGACAGCAGCAACAGUAGUGACAGCAGUGACAGCAGUGACAGUAGUGACAGCAGUGACAGCAGCAACAGUAGUGACAGCAGUGACAGCGACAGCAGUGACAGUAGUGACAGCAGUGACAGUAGUGACAGCAGCAACAGCAGCGACAGUACUGACAGUAGUGACAGCAGCGACAGCAGUGACAGUAGCGACAGUAGUGACAGCAGUGACAGCAGCGACAGCAGUGAUGAUAGUGACAGCAGUGACAGUAGCGACAGUAGUGACAGCAGCGACAGCAGUGACAGCAGUGACAGCAGCGACAGCAGUGACAGUAGCGACAGUAGUGACAGCAGUGACAGCAGUGACAGCAGCGACAGCAGUGAUGAUAGUGACAGCAGUGACAGUAGCGACAGUAGUGACAGCAGUGACAGCAGUGAUGAUAGUGAUAGCAGUGACAGCAGCGACAGCAGUGACAGUAGUGACAGCAGUGAUGAUAGUGACAGCAGUGAAAGCAGUGAAAGCAGUGACAGUAGCGACAGCAGUGACAGCAGUGACAGCAGUGACAGCAGUGACAGUAGUGACAGUAGUGACAACAGCGACAGCAGUAGUGACAGCAGCGAUAGUGACAGUAGUGAGAGCAGUGACAGCAGCGACAGUGACAGUAGUGAGAGCAGUGACAGUGACAGCAGCGAUAGUGACAGCAAGGAUAGCACUUCUGACAGCAGUGAUGGUGACAGCAAGGCUGGUAAUGGCAACAGUGACAGUGACAGCGACAGUGACAGCGAAGGCAGUGACAGUAACCACUCAACCAGUGAUGAUUAG